AUGGCCUGUCCACCCUGCUUACACGAUGCCAUGAACGCACUCAUAUCGAAUAAGAUGAGCGUUUUGACCAAAUUACCUCCCUGGGCUCGCUCUAAUCCCUUUGACACUGACGGCUCGGUGGAGAAGUUGUUGGCCAGAAUAGCCCUCAACACUCAAACUGCCAACAGCUUCCUCGAUCGCGCAAAUGCCGCAUCAGAUAUCACAGAUGCGCCAUGGCUACGAAAAUACACGACCACUCUCAAAACCAAUGAGCUCUUUUCGGCAGAUACUCUCGAUCUUGCCCGAGGUUUACUGGAUCUGCAAAUUCAACUUUACGUGGAUCUCAGAAGAUGUUCUGUCGAUAAAACCGGGGAAAGAGUGUGGAAGGGACUGGGACUGUUGCCUGGCAAACCCAUAGGCUGCAUUGUUGAUCAAUUGCGUAUCAUGGAAAGCGAGGUCGAGAAAGACUUGCAGGUCUGGAGGGGACUUUUGCGGCUGGGAUUGAUUGUGAGGUUUCUGGAGAGGGAAUUGGAACGUCUCGAGACAAAGAGAAACAUGGAAGAUCAGAAGCAGCAUGAAGUCCAAGAUACGGGAGGCGAUAAGGUGAUGCAGAUGCUAGAAGAAUUCUUCAGCGGACAUGACCCGACGGAGGAGAGCAAUUGA
Messenger RNA from Exophiala mesophila, 642 nucleotides. RefSeq lists its product as uncharacterized. Bases 1 to 642 code for a protein of 213 amino acids. The record is from RefSeq and is a predicted model, not a curated record. The transcript has a single exon. Lineage: Eukaryota; Fungi; Ascomycota; Eurotiomycetes; Chaetothyriales; Herpotrichiellaceae.